CUAGCAGUCAGGACUACGUAAUUUGUUUCCAUGCCUCCUUCCACUGUCCACGAUCCGUCAAUCAAACCAUCAUGAACGUCUUGUUAAUGCAGUAAAGCAGCUGUGGGGACGAGAAUAGCUUGAGAAGUGACCGCAGGUUGGCUGCGUUUGCAGCCAGGAGAGAAGAGGGGAAGAUGCCUUCUCUGUCUUUUACCCUGGAUACUCAGCUGAGGUUUCAUGACAAAUGGCUGAAGCUAGACUUGCAGCGGGCCUUCUCCCCAGAGGGGCUGAGUGAGAUGUGGAAUGAGAUGGUGAAAGAUGAAGAAAUAACUUUUAAUGGGGAAGAAUCAGCUCACACAGAAGAUUGCACUGAUUGUUUUGGUGGUCAGAAGAAGGAUGAACCCAGCGAUAAAGACAAGAAGGAAGAGGAGGAGACGGCAACAUCUGCGCAUCACUCCAUCAUCGAGACUUGGGAUUGGGGCCAGCAGCCAGAUGAGACGGAGCUCAAAGACUGUCUGCUGGUCCUGGUUGAGGAUCAGCAGAAGCUCUCAGCUCAGAUGGCCAAAAGCACUCUCUCCGCCCAGCGCCUGCGGCAGCGGUUGGUCAUCCUGGAGCGCUACCUCAUCUCUCUCAGCCAUAGUAUGAUGGAGGAGAAGUACAAGGUCCGCUGGAAGACGCCCCCCAGCCAGCCUCUGCCUGCUGCUGACAAUAAGAGCCCACGUCCUGCCAGCAAAGGUGUGGAAGGCCUGGCCAGAGUUGGCUCCAGGGCAGCUCUCUCUUUUGCCUUUGCUUUCCUGCGCCGGGCGUGGAGGUCAGGAGAUGAUGCGGACCUCUGCAGUGAGCUUCUCCAGGAGUCCCUGGACGCCCUGCGCGCGCUGCCCGAGGCCACACUGUUUGAUGAGGGGACCGUGUCCUCGGUGUGGCUGGAAGUUGUUGAGAGAGCCACGAAAUUCCUAAGUGACAUACAUGGAAGUGCCAGCACGAAAAGUAACAUUCCUCUUCAGGAUGAGCACCUUGCUCUGGCCAUCCUGCUGGAGCUGGCUGUGCAGAGGGGCACUCUCAGCCAGCUGCUGUCUGCUGUUCUGCUCCUGUUACGUCUGUGGGAAAACGGCACCAGAGAGAUGGACAAUGAACGCUCCACCCAGGGAACCAGUGCUCCUCUCCUGCCUCUGCUGCAGCGCUUUCACAACAUACACAGCAGCAAGGAGGAGCCUGCUCCUGAAGAGGAUGCUGAGAUCCUGACAGCGCCUCUCAGCCCCAACGAGAGUUUCCUACGUUACCUGACCUUACCCCAGGACAAUGACCUGGCUAUUGAUCUCCAGCAAACGGCUGUAGUGAUCAUGGCUCACCUGGACCGCUUGGCCUCUCCUUACAGUCCCCCCCACUGUAACUCCCCCUCGUCACACAAGGGGACCUUGCAGGAAGUGAUUGCCUGGGGCCUUUUAGGCUGGAAACUGUAUGCCAACGUUAAUGGACCCAUUCAGUGCAAAGCCCUGUCAAGCCUGGGGGUCAUGCAGAUUGUCUGUUCAGAAAAGGGUUUCCUCAUCUUGUCUAGCAGUGGUGCUGUUUACACCCAGAACUACAAGAGCACAACACUGGCUCCCAUGCUAGUCCACUGUCUGAGCUGCAGGAAAAUUGUGAAGCUUGCCGCUCAUCCUGACGGUCAGCACUACUUGGCCCUGUCAUCCAACGGGGAGGUGUUUUCAUGGGGCUGUGGUGACGGUGGACGCCUGGGACAUGGAGACACUACUUAUCUAGAAGAGCCCACAAUGAUUGCCGCCUUUAAUGGAAAACAGGCUGGAAAGCAUGUGGUGCACAUUGCUUGCGGGAGCACAUACAGCGCUGGAAUCACAGCUGAUGGCGAGCUCUACACCUGGGGUAGAGGGAACUACGGUCGACUUGGUCAUGGCUCUAGUGAGGACCAGACUACACCCAUGCUAGUGACCGCACUGAAAGGACAUAAGGUGGUGGAUGUGGCGUGUGGAAGUGGAGAUGCCCAAACGCUUGCUGUGACUGAAAAUGGCCAGGUGUGGUCCUGGGGAGAUGGAGAUUACGGUAAACUGGGUCGAGGAGGCAGCGAUGGCUGCAAGACGCCCAAGCUAGUAGAGAAGCUUCAGGACCUGGACAUCGUGAAGGUGUGUUGUGGCAGUCAGUUCUCAGUGGCGCUCACUAAAGAUGGCCAGGUGUACACCUGGGGGAAGGGAGACAACCAGCGCCUCGGUCAUGGCACGGAUGAACAUGUGCGCUACCCAAAGCUGCUUGACAGUCUUCAGGGGAAGAAAGUUGUGGAUAUUGCUGUAGGGUCUACACACUGUCUAGCCCUAACAGAGGAUGGGGAAGUCCACAGCUGGGGAAGCAAUGAUAAGCUCCAACACUUUGACACACUCUUCUCCAACAAGAAGCAGCCUAAAGCACUCCCAGGGCUCAACUCCAAGCACAUUGUGGGAAUUUCCUGUGGCCCAGGACAAAGCUUUGCCUGGUCCUCCUGCUCAGAGUGGUCCGUUGGGCAGCGUGUGCCCUUUGUGGUGGAUGUUUGCUCCAUGACCUUCGAGCAGUUAGACCUGCUCCUGCGACAGGUUAGUGAGGACAUGGACGGCAGCUCAGACUGGCCUCCACCUCAGGAGAAGGAGUGCAUGGUAGUGGCCACACUGAACCUGCUCAGGCUCCAGCUCCACGCAGCCAUCAGUAACCAGGUGGAUCCAGAGGAAUUGGGGCUGGGGCUUGGCAGUGUUCUCCUUAACAACCUCAAGCAGACAGUGGUGGUCCUAGCUAGCAACGCCGGCGUGCUCAACACGGUGCAAGCAGCUGCCCAAGCUGUCCUGCAAAGUGGCUGGUCAGUUCUGCUGCCAACAGCUGAGGAAAGGGCGCGGGCGCUGUCCUCACUGCUGCCUAAUGCUGCAUCUGGAAACGAGAUGAGCGUGAGUCCCGGACGGCGCUUCAUGAUCGAUCUGCUGGUGAGCAGCCUGAUGGCCGACGGAGGGCUGGAAUCUGCGCUCAACGCAGCCAUCACAGCUGAGAUACAGGAUAUUGAGGCCAAGAAGGAGGCUCAGAAGGAGAAGGAGAUUGAUGAGCAGGAAGCUAAUGCAUCCACCAUGCACCGCUGUCGUACUGUGCUGGACAAGGACUUCAUCAACACAGGCAUCUAUGAGUCAACAGGAAAACUAAGUCUGCCCUUAGUGCAACUCGUGCAACAGCUUUUGAGGAACAUCGCCUCUCAGACCAUAGCAAGACUGAAAGACGUCGCUCGGCGAAUCUCCAACUAUUUAGAGGCAGAACAUGUCAGCAAGGAGCGAUCGGCAUCUCUGGAUCUGCUUCUGCGCUUUCAGAGGCUGCUGGUCAGCAAGCUAUACCUGGGUGUCACCGACACGGAGAACGUCAACGGAUACAAUCCUGAGCUUCUUGGUGUUGGCUCCUUAUUAAAAAAGUACAUCGCCCUGUUGUGUACCCACAUUGGAGACAUCCUCCCCGUUGCAACAAGCAUCGCUUCUACAGGUCGCCGGCAUUUUGCAGAAGUGUCUCGGGUUAUUGAAGGAGACCUCACUGGAGUGCUCUUGCCUGAGCUGGUGGUAUCCAUCAUCCUUCUCCUUACCAUCGAUGCUGGUCUGAUGCAGGAAACUGGUGCUAUCCCUCUGCUGGCAGGACUUCUGGAGCACUUGGACCGUUUCAACCACCUGGCCCCAGGACAUGAGAGAGACGAUAAUGAGGAUUUGGCCUGGCCGGGCAUUAUGGGAUCCUUCUUCACCGGACAAAGUUCCAAGAACAAUGAAGAGGUUUCACUGAUCCGUAAGGCUGAUCUGGAGAAUCACAACAAAGAUGGUGGCUUCUGGACAGUGAUUGAUGGGAAGGUUUAUGACAUUAAAGACUUUCAGGCUCAGUCCCAGUCUCUGACAGGGAACAGCAUCUUGGCUCAAUUUGCCGGUGAAGACCCUGUGGUUGCUUUGGAAGCUGCCUUGCAGUUUGAGGACACCAGAGAAUCCAUGCAGGCAUUCUGUGUUGGCCAGUACAUGGAGCCUAACCAGGAGACUGUGACCACUCCAGACCUCAACAGUCUGUCUUCGCCGCUCAUUGACACUGAAAGGAAUUUGGGGCUGCUGUUGGGUCUUCACGCCUCAUAUUUGGCCAAAAGCACUCCGUUGUCCCCUAUGGAGAUUGAAUGUGCCAAAUGGCUCCAGUCCUCCAUAUUCUCUGGUGGCCUUCAGACCAGUCAGAUUCACUACAACUACAAUGAAGAGAAGGACGAAGACCACUGCAGCUCCCUGGGGACAACCACUCCAGAUAAGGCCAAACUUUACUCCCGCAGGAUUACCCUUAGUGACCACGCACAGCCUUUUCUCCAGGCUAUUGCUGACAACAACACUCAGGACCACACUGUGAAGGACUUUUUGUGCCAAAUAGAGCGUUGCUGUAAGCAGUACCAUCUCAUUACACCCAUCACCUUUCCACCAGAGCAUCCUGUGGAGGAGGUUGGCCGCCUGCUGCUCUGCUGCUUGCUCAAACAUCAGGACCUCGGUCACAUUGCUCUCUCACUUGUCAGCCCAUGUGCCUUCGGGGUGGAUCAGGGAAAACAGAGGUCCCUCCCUAAGUCCAUGAUUGAUGUCUGCCGCAUGGUCUACCAGGCAAAAUGUUCAUUAAUUAAGACUCAUCAGGAACAAGGCCGCUCCUAUAAGGAAGUGUGUGCCCCAGUCAUCGAGCGCCUGAGAUUUCUGUUCAAUGAGCUGCGGCCAGCAGUGAGCAAUGAUCUGUCAAUUGUGUCCAAACUGAAGCUGCUGAGCUCUCAGCCACGUUGGAGGAGGAUCGCCCAGAAACUUAUUAGGGACCGAAGGAAAAAAAGAGUGCCUAAGAAGUCAGGUUCUGCUGAUGUAGAAGAGCCAAAGCUUGAGAAUGAGGGGACCAAUGAAGAAGAGCACAAUGUACACAUUAACCCCACUCCUGCAGACAGGAAGUCACCCACUGGAAAGACGUCUAAGCAGGACAAGUGGCAGCCUCUUUUAAACACAGUGGCAAACGUCCAGCGGUACCGGUGGCUGAAACACAGUGUUCAGGGUGUCUUUUCUCAGUCCAGCCUGAUGGGCACUAUAAUAGAGUUUGCACUGAAGGAGGAGCCACUGGAUGUGGAAAAAAUGAGGAAGUGUCUCCUUAAACAGCUGGAAAGGGCCGAGGUGAGGUUGGAAGGCAUAGACACCAUGCUGAAGUUGGCCUCCAAGGGCUUCCUCCUGCCAUCCGUCCAGUAUGCGAUGCUUUGCGGCUGGCAAAGAGUCAUACCUGAAGGGACCAACAUUGGGGAGCCGUUGUCAGACUGCCUUAAACAUGUCGAUCUGAUCCCUCCCUUCAAUCGAAUGCUUUUGGAGGUGACGUUUGGGAAGUUGUAUUCCUGGGCCAUCCACAAUGUUCGCAACAUCCUGCUGGAGGCCAGCGCCCGGUUUAAAGAGCUUGGUGUGCAGCCUGUUCCUCUACAGACCAUCACCAAUGAGAACCCGGCAGGACCAAGCCUCGGCACCAUUCCUCAGGCCCGCUUCCUCCUUUCCAUGAUACAUAUGCUGUCCCUGAAACAUGGCUCCAACAGCCUCAGCCUCUUACUAAAUUCUGGUCUACUGGCCCUCACACAGAGUAUACUCAAGCUUAUUGGACCCAGCACAGACAGCAGUGAGGAGGACCUCGGUUUGUGUGCUCAUGGAGGCUCUGCCACGGUACUGGAAGAGUCCAGAAAGGAGGCGUCCCCUGCUCCCUUACCCGCUUCUGGCCCAGAACUUGCUGCCAUGAUGAAGAUUGGUACCAGAGUCAUGAGGGGAGUCGACUGGAAAUGGGGUGAUCAGGAUGGCCCUGCUCCCGGUCUAGGCCGAGUCAUUGGAGAGCUGGGUGAGGACGGAUGGAUCAGGGUUCAGUGGGACACGAGCAGCACUAACUCUUACCGGAUGGGGAAAGAAGGCAAGUACGACCUUAAACUUGCAGAACCGCCCCCAGCUGCCCAGCCAACCGCCGAGGACUCAGACACUGAGGACGACACAGGCGAGCUGAUAGAGAAAAGCAGCCACCCAACAGCAAUGAUGUUGACCAGCACGGUCAACCUGCUGAAGACACUCUCUCUAUCUGCUGGGAUCUAUGCAGAGGUUCUGCAAACGGAUGCCAUUCGGACUCUGUGUGGACUACUGAGGAUGCUUGUGGAAAGUGGAGUUAACGAGAAGUCAAGCUGUCACUCCCACAGGCUGGUGUCUCGGGAGCAACACCGGAGCUGGUGCACUCUGGGCUUCAUCCGCAGCAUAGCUCUCAUGCCUCAGAUGUGCAGCACCCUCAGCACCUCUGCUUGGAUUGGUCUUCUCAUCAGAAUCGUCGAGGGCCACCAGUCCUUCAGUGCUAUCAAUCUGCAGAGACAGAUCCUGGCACUAAGACUCCUACAAGCAGUUCUGCCUUCAUGGGACAAGGCUGAACGCUCACAGGACAUGAAGUUUCUGGUGGAGAAGUUGUUCAGUUUCUUAGGAAGCCUUCUGAGCACCUGCUCCUCAGACCUGCCACUUCUCAGAGAAGGUUCCAUGAGAAGGAGGAAGUCCCGCCCACAGGCAUCUCUGACAGCCACUCACAGCAGCACGCUGGCAGAGGAGAUCGUAGCUGUACUGCGUGCUCUGCACUCCCUUGGCCAGUGGAACAGCCUCAUAAAUGAUUACAUUAACACUCAGCUCAGCUCCAUUGCUGAUAUUAUGGCUGGCUGUCACUCUGAAGCUUGUUUCUUGGAAGAGUACUUUCCCGACUCAGAGGGUCCUAGAGUCUGCAGUCUGAUGGCAGUGCUGGCAGUGAUCGGUGGGAUAGACGGUCGCCUCAGGCUAGGUGGACAGGUUGUUCAUGAAGAGUAUGGAGAAGGAACGGUAACGCGCAUUACCCCAAAAGGACGCAUCACUGUCCAGUUUCAGGAGAUGAGAACCUGCAGGGUUUGCUUGCUCAGCCAGCUCAAACCGGUGCCUGGCGUUGCCUUCAGUGUGCAGAACCUGCCUGUGAAUGAACCCAUGUUGGCAGUUUGGGCUCAGCUGGUCAGUCUGGCUGGAAGCAAACUAGAGAAACAGCGCAUGAAGAAGUCACUUAGCCGAGGUCUCACAGCUGACCAGGUGGACAUCCAUCUGCUGCGGUGUCAGCAGCUGAGGCUUUACAUUUUAAAAGCAGGACGAGCUCUCUUAUCACACCAGGACAAACUCCGGCAGAUCCUCUCCCAGCCAGCAGUUGUUGACAUGGGACCAAGCCCCAGUGACGAUCCGGUGGCAACAUCUCCUGAUGUCGGAGACUUGUCGCCUGAGGGCCCACUGCCUCCUCUGAUCCUGCUGCAGCAGCUCCUGGCUGCUGCCACUCAGCCCUCCCCUAUCAAAGCCGUUUUUAACAGGCAGGAGAUGGAGGCAGCGGCUCUGGCCGUGUGUCAGUACCUGGCUGUGGAGUCAGCCCACCCAUCCUCUCCACUGUUUGAGGAGAGCAGCUCCAGUGAGGCCACCACACCCAUCACCAUACAGCAUGUAAGACCCCCCAAACAGAAGAAGCAGAAGACCUCCACUGUACCUCCCUUACCCAUCGUCCUCCAGCUGAUGGAAAUGGGCUUCCCAAGAAAAAAUAUUGAGUUUGCCUUGAAAUCACUGUCUGGUACUACAGGCAGUACCUCUGGUGUUCCAGGCGUGGAGGCUCUGGUGAGCUGGCUGCUCGACCAUCCAGACAUUCAGUUUACUGAGCUCUCAGAUGCCGACACUGUGUCCGAUGAAUACUCUGAUGAAGAGGUGCUGGAGGAACUGGAAGAGGCAGAGCCAACAUCCUCUGUGCCUGCAGGAGCGGUGGUGACUGAGAGCCAGACCUUUAAGAAGAGGUCGGAUUUCCAAACCAACGAUGAUUAUGCUGUUUAUGUGAGAGAGAACAUUCAGGUGGGGAUGAUGGUGAAGUGCUGCAGGACGUAUGAGGAAGUGUAUGACGGAGAUGUUGGGAAAGUGAUUAAGCUGGACAGGGAUGGACUUCAUGACUUAAAUGUGCAGUGUGACUGGCAGCAAAAAGGUGGAACAUACUGGGUUCGCUACAUCCACAUUGAGCUGAUUGGUUUCCCACCUCAAAGUUCUCCCUCUCAUAUAAAGAUUGGUGACAAAGUGAGGGUGAAGCCCACAGUUACUACGCCAAAGUACAAGUGGGGAUCUGUAACACACAGGAGUGUUGGGGUAGUGAAAGCAUUCAGUGCCAACGGAAAGGAUGUGAUUGUAGACUUCCCACAGCAGUCCCACUGGACUGGUUUGCUGUCUGAGAUGGAACUGGUGCCCAGUAUUCACCCUGGAGUGAGGUGUGAUGGUUGUCAGAUGUUUCCUAUUAAUGGUCCGAGGUUCAAGUGCAAAAACUGUGACGAUUUCGACUUUUGUGACAGCUGCUUCAAGGCGCGCAAACACAACACCAGACAUUCCUUUGGCCGGAUCAACGAACCUGGCCAGUCUCCAGCUUUUUGCGGUCGGUCAGGCAAGCAGCUGAAGAAGAACCACAACAGCCAGCGUGGGAUGCUGAUCGAUGACUGGUCCCGUGCUGUGAAGAGCCUCAAUGUAUCAUCCGCUGUGAACCAGGCUUCACGCCUCAUUGAUUGCAGCGAUCAGUGUUGGCAGUCCUCUGGCUCACAGGGAAAGCACUGGAUUCGCCUCGAGCUUUUUCCAGAUGUUCUCGUGCACAGGCUGAAGAUGAUCGUAGACCCAGCGGACAGCAGCUACAUGCCCUCGCUGGUGGUGGUUUCAGGUGGAAACUCUUUAAACAACUUAAUUGAGCUGAAGACAAUUAACAUCAACCCCACUGACACCACUGUCCUCCUGCUUACUGAUUGCACCGAGUUUCACAGAUACAUUGAGAUUGCGAUCAAGCAGUGCCGUAGCUCAGGUAUAGACUGCAAGAUUCACGGACUUCGUAUGGUGGGACGUAUCAGAGCUGAGGAUGAAGACCUGGCCACAGUCCCCUUCCUGGCGUCUGACAAUGAAGAGGAGGAUGAUGAGAAAACUGCAGCUGGAAGUCUUGCUCGGAAGAAGUCACCAGGACUGGAGUCGUCAGCCACCAUCCGGACCAAAGUGUUUGUUUGGGGGCUGAAUGACAAGGACCAGCUGGGAGGACUGAAGGGCUCAAAGAUCAAGGUUCCCUCCUUCUCUGAAACCCUCUCUGCUCUCAACGUGGUGCAGGUAGCUGGUGGUUCCAAGAGUCUCUUUGCAGUGACUGUGGAGGGGAAGAUUUACGCCUGUGGAGAGGCCACCAACGGCAGGUUAGGUCUGGGCCUCUCCAGUGGGACCAUCCCAAUCCCCCGCCAGAUCACGGCACUGAGCAACUAUGUGGUGAAGAAGGUGGCUGUGCAUUCUGGCGGGCGUCACGCCAUAGCGCUGACUGUGGAUGGGAAGGUGUUUUCCUGGGGGGAAGGAGAUGACGGCAAACUUGGACACUUCAGUAGAAUGAACUGUGAUAAGCCCCGGCUGAUUGAGGCACUAAAGACCAAGCGCAUCCGGGACAUAGCCUGUGGCAGCUCUCACAGUGCUGCUAUCACUUCCAGUGGGGAGCUGUAUAGCUGGGGUUUGGGUGAAUAUGGCCGCCUUGGACAUGGAGACAACACUACUCAGCUGAGGCCCAAACUGGUGAAAGUGCUGCUGGGGCACCGGGUCAUCCAGGUUGCCUGUGGUAGCCGGGAUGCUCAAACUCUAGCCCUAACUGAUGAAGGAUUGGUGUUCUCCUGGGGUGAUGGAGACUUUGGAAAGCUUGGCCGUGGGGGCAGCGAGGGCUGCAACAUCCCCCAGAACAUAGAGAGGCUAAAUGGACAAGGAGUCUGUCAAAUUGAGUGUGGAGCACAGUUUUCCCUGGCUCUGACUAAAUCUGGAGCUGUUUGGACCUGGGGCAAAGGUGACUACUUCCGAUUGGGCCACGGCACUGAUGUCCAUGUGCGAAAACCCCAGAUGGUGGAUGGACUGAGAGGGAAAAAGAUUGUCCACGUCGCUGUUGGAGCACUGCACUGUUUGGCUGUUACAGACACAGGACAGGUGUAUGCAUGGGGAGACAAUGACCACGGACAGCAAGGUAAUGGCACCACUACGGUUAACAGGAAACCCACCUUGGUUCAGGGUUUAGAGGGACAGAAGAUCACUCGAGUGGCGUGUGGAUCGUCCCACAGUGUGGCCUGGACUACCGUGGAUGUGACCACACCCUCAGUUCACGAGCCUGUCCUUUUCCAGACAGCCAGAGACUCCCUGGGAGCCUCAUACUUGGGUGUCCAAUCAGACAGUGACUCUUCAGCGGCGAGCAACAAGAUCAGUGGGCAGAGCAGCGUGAAGCCCAACCGGCCCUCGCUGGCCAAGAUUCUCCUCAGUCUGGACGGCAACCUGGCCAAGCAGCAGGCUCUGUCUCAUGUGCUGUCAGCUCUCCAAAUCAUGUAUGCAAGGGAUGCUGUAGUUGGUGCUCUGAUGCCAGCUAGCAUGAUUCUGCCAGCAGAGUGUCCUUCCAGCUCUCCUGUACCCCCACUGGACUCUUCCUCAUCCUCCUGCUUCAGCGAUGAAGAAUGUCCUCCUGUUCCUCUUGAAGCUGAAGACCGGGUCAGCCCUAAUCCCUGGCAAGACAAGAAGGGGGAGGCUCCAUCAUCAGAAGACGCAGUUACCCCAUCAUCAGCGGUGACUCCUUCAGCCUGCGGAGCCUCCUCUCGUCCUUUCAUUCCCGUCACUGAUGACCCCGGAGCUGCCAGCAUCAUCGCUGAGACCAUGACAAAGACAAAAGAGGACUCAGAGAACCAAAGUAAGGUUGUUGGUCCCGAGCCUCAAUACCUGGACGAGUUCACCAGUCUCCUAGUGCCUGAUGAUACUCGGGUGAUGGUGGACCUGCUGAAGCUGGCCGUGUCCUGUCGCUCCGGGGAGAAAGGCAAGGAGGUUCUGUCUGCUGUGCUGUCUGGUAUGGGUACAGCUUAUCCACAGGUUGCUGACAUGCUGCUGGAGCUGUGCGUCACUGAACUGGAAGACGUUGCCACAGACUCACAGAGUGGGCGCCUGUCCUCCCAGCCUGUUGUUGUAGAGAGCAGCCAUCCUUACACUGAUGACACAUCCACCAGUGGAACUGUAAAGAUCCCAGGUGCUGAGGGUUUAAGGAUAGAGUUUGACCGGCAGUGUUCAACUGAGAGGCGCCAUGAUCCGCUAACAGUCAUGGACGGAGCUAACAGGAUCGUCUCUGUCAGAUCAGGUCGAGAGUGGUCUGACUGGUCCAGCGAAUUAAGGAUUCCAGGAGAUGAACUCAAAUGGAAGUUUACCAGUGAUGGAUCAGUAAAUGGUUGGGGCUGGCGCUUCACUGUCUACCCCAUCAUGCCUGCUGCUGGUCCCAAAGACUUGUUGUCUGAUCGCUGCAUCCUGUCCUGCCCCUCCAUGGAUUUGGUCACAUGCCUGCUGGACUUCAGGCUCAACUUUGCUUCAAAUAGGAGCAUCGUGCCCCGCCUUGCUGCUUCCCUUGCUGCCUGCGCCCAGCUCAGUGCACUAGCUGCUGGACACAGGAUGUGGGCUCUGCAACGGCUACGUAAACUUCUCACCACAGAGUACGGUCAGUCCAUCAACAUCAACAGGCUGCUCGGAGACAGUGAGGGCGAGGCCCGAUCUAUUAGUUUCACUGGCAGUGCCCUGGCUGCUCUUGUAAAAGGCCUUCCUGAAGCUCUGCAGAGGCAGUAUGAGUAUGAGGACCCCAUUGUCAGGGGAGGAAAGCAGCUGCUUCAUAGUCCAUUUUUCAAGGUCUUGGUUGCUCUAGCUUGUGAUCUCGAGCUUGAUACGCUUCCCUGCUGUGCUGAGACCCAUAAGUGGGCCUGGUUCCGUCGAUACUGCACUGCCUCCAGGGUGGCCAUCGCCCUAGAUAAGAGGACUUCUCUACCUCGAGCUUUCCUCGAUGAAGUUACAAAGAAAAUCCGUGAGCUAAUGGCGGACCUCGAGAGCAUGAAUGGGCUCCACGAGAGUCAUGAUCUGUUUAAGCGGGAGCAUGACGAGCAGCUUGUUCAAUGGAUGAACCGACGGCCUGACGACUGGACCCUCUCCGCCGGAGGGAGCGGUACCAUCUAUGGGUGGGGCCACAACCAUAGAGGUCAGCUGGGGGGCAUCGAAGGGGCAAAAGUCAAAGUGCCUACACCCACUGAAGCUCUUGCCUCUCUGAGGCCAGUUCAACUAAUCGGAGGAGAGCAGACUCUGUUUGCAGUCACAGCUGAUGGAAAGCUGUACGCUACUGGAUAUGGAGCAGGGGGCAGGUUGGGUAUUGGUGGCACAGAAUCUGUGUCUACCCCUACGUUACUCGAGUCCAUCCAACACGUCUUCAUCAGGAAGGUGGCGGUGAACUCUGGAGGGAAGCACUGCUUGGCCCUCUCUUCUGAGGGAGAAGUCUACUCGUGGGGUGAGGCUGAGGAUGGGAAACUGGGCCAUGGAACCAGGAGUCCCUGUGACCGUCCUCGUGUAAUCGAAUCCCUGAGAGGAGUGGAGGUGGUGGAUAUUGCUGCCGGGGGUGCACACAGUGCCUGCAUCACAGCCAGCGGAGAGCUCUUCACUUGGGGCAAGGGUCGCUAUGGAAGGCUGGGCCAUGGAGACAGCGAGGACCAACUUAAACCCAAGCUGGUGGAUGCACUCCAGGGUCACAGGGUGAUUGAUGUUGCCUGUGGCAGUGGGGACGCUCAGACGCUGUGUCUAACUGAUGAUGACAUGGUCUGGUCUUGGGGAGACGGGGACUAUGGGAAAUUAGGCCGAGGAGGGAGUGACGGCUGCAAAAUCCCCAUGAAGAUUGACUCUCUUACUGGCCUGGGAGUGGUGAAAGUGGAGUGUGGCUCUCAGUUCUCUGUGGCGCUCACUAAAUCAGGGGCCGUCUACACAUGGGGGAAAGGGGACUACCAUCGACUGGGCCACGGCUCUGAUGACCACGUGCGACGGCCCAGACAAGUCCAGGGGCUUCAAGGGAAGAAAGUCAUUGCCAUCGCCACUGGAUCUCUUCACUGUGUUUGCUGCACAGAGGAUGGAGAGGUCUACACGUGGGGAGAUAAUGAUGAAGGCCAACUUGGAGACGGGACCACUAAUGCCAUCCAGAGGCCGCGGCUGGUUGCAGCACUGCAGGGCAAGAAAAUCAACAGAGUGGCCUGUGGCUCUGCUCACACUCUCGCCUGGUCAACCAGCAAGCCCACUAACGCUGGGAAACUGCCCGCACAGGUCCCCAUGGAGUACAAUCAUCUCCAGGAGAUCCCCAUCAUGGGUCUGAGGAACAGACUCCUGCUGCUGCAUCACUUCUCUGAGCUUUUCUGCCCCUGCAUUCCCAUGUUUGACCUGGAGGGUCGGCUGGGUCAGACAGGCCACGGCCCGUCGGUCGGCUUUGAUACACUCAGGGGUAUCCUCAUCUCCCAGGGCAAGGAAGCAGCUUUCAGGAAGGUGGUUCAAGCUACGAUGGUGAGAGACAGACAGCAUGGACCUGUGGUGGAGCUGAACAGAAUACAGGUGAAGCGUUCCCGCAGCAAAGGGGGUCUGGCAGGUCCUGACGGAACCAAGUCUGUGUUUGGUCAGAUGUGUGCCAAAAUGAGUUCAUUCAGCCCGGACAGUCUGCUGCUCCCCCAUCGCGUGUGGAAGGUUAAAUUUGUGGGCGAGUCUGUGGACGACUGUGGGGGAGGCUACAGUGAGUCCAUUGCUGAAAUGUGCGAAGAGCUGCAGAACUCCCUGACGCCGCUGCUCAUCGUCACUCCAAACGGCCGUGACGAAUCAGGCGCCAACAGGGAUUGUUUCCUGCUUAAUCCCGCUGCCAAGUCCUCUCUUCACAUGAGCAUGUUUCGCUUCCUAGGAGUCCUCCUGGGAAUUGCAAUCCGAACCGGAAGCCCUCUUAGCCUGAAUCUGGCAGAGCCUGUAUGGAAGCAGCUGGCAGGGAUGAACCUGACCAUCGCUGACCUCAGUGAGGUUGAUAAGGAUUUUAUUCCCGGGCUGAUGUACAUCCGGGACAACGAGGCUACAGGGGAGGAGUUUGAAGGCAUGAGUCUUCCCUUCACAGUGCCCAGUGCCAGUGGCCAGGAUAUCCAGCUCAGCUCCAAAUACUCCCACAUCACCCUGGAGAACCGGGCAGAAUAUGUCCGCCUUGCAAUCAAUUACAGACUCCACGAGUUUGAUGAUCAGGUGUCUGCUGUGCGCGAGGGAAUGGCUCGGGUGGUUCCUGUUCCUCUGCUCUCACUUUUUACUGGUUACGAGCUGGAAACGAUGGUGUGCGGAAGUCCAGACAUCCCGCUUCACCUGCUGAAGUCGGUGGCCACUUACAAGGGCUUGGAGCCGACGGCGCCGCUCAUCCAGUGGUUCUGGGAAGUGAUGGAGUCCUUUUCCAACACGGAGAGGUCCCUGUUCCUGAGGUUUGUCUGGGGCCGCACUCGGCUACCUCGCACCAUCGCUGACUUCAGGGGCCGAGAUUUUGUAGUGCAGGUUUUGGAUAAAUACAACCCUCCUGACCACUUCCUGCCAGAGUCCUACACGUGUUUCUUCCUGCUCAAGCUGCCCAGGUACUCGUGCAAACAGGUGCUAGAGGAAAAGCUCAAAUAUGCCAUUCACUUCUGCAAGUCCAUCGACACGGACGACUACGCCCGCAUCGCCCUGUCGGGGGAGCCCGCGGCCGACGACAGCAGCGAGGACUCUGAUAAUGAGGACGCCGACUCCUUCGCCUCCGACUCCACGCAGGACUACCUUACAGGACACUGAGUUUUCUACAGAUGUCUAGGAUCCUGUGUUAAUGCCACUUCACAAUGUGCACAUUCAUACAGGCAGUCUACUGAGCCACAAAUAUCUGUGGGGGGAUGUGCAAUGACUUUAAAAAAGAAAUAUAAGCUAAAUAAAGUAAAAAACACCAGUUUCUUUAAAAUGAGGCAGAGCGAUCUGCUGCACAUGUGGUUGUUGUUACAUGGACAUAAGUAUAUUACAGUUACAGCCUAGCACUGUGGUAGAUUUCUCCCUUUGGUUUGUGUGAAUUACCAGUCUCUAGAUUGUAUAUAGACACUGAUGUGUGAUGAAAGUAGUAUUACUUUUUUUUUUAGUAACAACCAUGUUUCUUUAUAAAUAUAUAUGUAUAAAAGCAUUUUUAAAGUCAGUGUUUCUCACCCAGCUCACUCCAGUCUGAGCCCACUGAAGGAUCAUUUUAAGAUUUGUGUAAUUACCCCCUACCUUCCACCUCGUUCAUGCACUGUCUCCUUAAAGAAUGUAUAUGAUUGUGCCAUGUGUUCACAGGUCUCAUUCCUGCAUAUUAAAUGUUAAUACAUUUCUGUUAAUAAAGUGAAAAAAAUACUGCUUAUUUAA
This is a messenger RNA of Girardinichthys multiradiatus, 15251 nucleotides long. RefSeq names its product HECT and RLD domain containing E3 ubiquitin protein ligase 2 (gene herc2). Bases 174 to 14660 code for a protein of 4828 amino acids. Gene Ontology annotation, molecular function: zinc ion binding; ubiquitin-protein transferase activity. Lineage: Eukaryota; Metazoa; Chordata; Actinopteri; Cyprinodontiformes; Goodeidae. The transcript is spliced from 91 exons. Gene Ontology annotation, biological process: protein ubiquitination. The record is from RefSeq and is a predicted model, not a curated record.